GACAGUAGCAUGAUGACUUUUGAGAGUUUUCUUUUAUGCCACACUUCUGCAUCGGGGAAGGAAGUGUUGUGAUCGUUGUGAUUUAGUUUAGACGGUCGUUAAUAUUAGAAAUUAAACCACAAUUUGUUAAUUAAAUAAUGUGUUAGUGUAAAUAGUUCUAUAACUAAUUUUUAAUAAAUUGGUGCGUAUGUUUUUAUCGUAAUCGAUACAGUUAGUUGAUAAUUUCUAUACAAUGAUAAAAAUGGAAACUGAUAAAAUUGAAGAUACAACCACGAAUAAUAGUCAGUUUCCAAUGACGAUUCUACCACCAUACGACACAGCUAGAAAGAAAGAACCGUCUGCAACAUUUAACACGGAGAGAGAAACAUGUCUGAAAUACUUCGAGAGAUGGAGCGAAACAGAUCAAGUGGAGUUCGUAGAAAAUCUCUUAGCCAGAAUGUGUCAUUACCAACACGGUCACAUCAACUCCUAUCUCAAACCGAUGCUGCAACGGGAUUUUAUUUCCUUAUUGCCAAAGAAAGGCUUGGAUCAUGUGGCAGAGAACAUUCUGUCAUAUUUAGAUGCAGAUAGCCUGAGAAAUGCGGAAUUAGUUUGUAAGGAAUGGUUCAGAGUGAUCUCGGAAGGUAUGUUAUGGAAGAAGCUCAUCGAAAGAAAAGUUAGAACAGACUCUUUGUGGAGGGGGUUGGCCGAAAGGCGAAUGUGGAUUCAGUACUUGUUCAAACCAAGGCCAGGUGAAAACCAUCGUCCGCACUGUUUCUAUCGUUCUUUGUAUCCGAAAAUAAUCCGGGAUAUUGACAGCAUUGAAUCGAAUUGGAGGAAUGGAAAACACAUCCUGCAACGUAUAAAUUGUAGAUCUGAAAAUAGCAAAGGGGUAUAUUGUUUGCAAUAUGACGAUCAGAAAAUCGUUUCUGGCUUAAGGGAUAAUACUAUUAAAAUAUGGGACAGAAGCACUCUGCAGUGCACUAAAGUUUUGAUUGGACAUACGGGAAGCGUAUUAUGUCUACAAUAUGAUGAUAAGGUUAUAAUAAGUGGAUCAAGCGAUUCCACAGUAAGGGUAUGGACUGUGAAUAGUGGUGAAAUGGUUAACACGUUAAUACAUCAUUGUGAAGCCGUCCUUCAUCUUAGAUUCAACAAUGGUAUGAUGGUUACUUGUUCAAAGGAUCGUUCUAUCGCCGUAUGGGACAUGACUUCGCAAACUGAAAUAACGUUACGAAGGGUAUUGGUAGGUCAUAGGGCGGCAGUGAACGUCGUCGAUUUCGACGAGAAAUAUAUAGUGUCCGCGUCGGGCGACAGAACUAUUAAAGUGUGGAAUACGUCUUCAUGCGAAUUUGUGCGAACUUUAAAUGGGCAUAAACGGGGUAUUGCUUGUCUGCAAUAUAGAGAUAGGUUAGUGGUUAGCGGUAGCUCUGACAAUACCAUAAGAUUAUGGGAUAUAGAAUGUGGAGCUUGUUUGAGAAUAUUAGAAGGACACGAGGAACUGGUUAGGUGUAUAAGAUUCGAUUCCAAACGUAUCGUGAGUGGUGCUUACGAUGGAAAAAUUAAAGUUUGGGAUUUGUUGGCAGCUUUAGAUCCUAGAGCGCCGACUAAUUCUUUAUGCCUAAGAACAUUAGUGGAACAUACAGGACGUGUAUUUAGAUUACAAUUUGAUGAAUUCCAGAUAGUCAGUAGUUCACAUGACGACACUAUUCUUAUCUGGGACUUUUUAAACUCAGUACCCGAACCUAAACCCGCUAAAUCUAGUGAACCCAGAUCUCCUUCUCAGUUUUCUCUUGCUGCUUACGAGUGAAUCUGCAAAAAAACACAUUUACUAUGGUGUAUAGACAAAUUUCUAUUUAUUCGUGAUGUUCAAUAUGUUUUAAGGUGGGGCGAUGUUUACAAAAAAAUUAUAAUCGAGGUCUGUGAUGUCCUUGUAUAGACUUAACGUUUCGAGCUUUCGCAAAAUUAUUUCCCAACGUAUAUAUUUAAAUCCAAUGUAAAUGAUAUAUUCUUUUUUUGAAAAAAAAAAUAUGGUGAGAUUGUACAAGCUGCAAUCAGUUUUUCGACAAUUAUUAUUAGAUCGGCAUUUUCCGCUUAAUAUAGGUAAAAUUAUUGAAAGGAUUCUUAGGUAGGAUAAAUCUAGGAUAUAUAUAAUUGUAAAAUGAAUUUAAUUCUGAAAAACUUUCCUUUCAAUAAAAUAGAAGGUGCAAAUAUUAGUUUACUAUAAAAUAAAACGAAAUAGUUGUUGUAUUUAUUAUUUUAUUAAAAUACAAUAUUAUAAAUGAGGUCUGGUUAUAAAUAACGAAACCGCUUUUUAAAUUUAUAUCACAAUAGGUUAUUUUUGAGGAGAAGCUUCAUUGCUUGUAUUCUUUUUAAUAUUUGAACAUUAUUUAGUAGAAAAAAUACUACGACGUCUCAUCCCACUGGAAUAGUUAAGUUCCAGCUAGGGCUCUUCAAACUAAUUUAUGUUGACAAAUGACAGACUAAAAUUAGUUAAAGCUAGUGUGACUUCUUAGGUCCCGUCUUUGAAAAACACUUUACAACUUACAGUCAGCAUGCUUAGGGUCAUUUUGAAGCGAGAUAUGUUUACUGGUUUUUAAAUUACAGGUCUGUAAAGUUGUCAUAAAUGGACAGAAAACACUAAAGGUUAUGUGAUAUUUUACAGCGUUUUCAAUACCCUUUUGUUAUGGUAUAGAUUAAGAUAUGAAAAAUAAUUUAGAAUUAUGUUUUCUUUCAAAGAGUACGUAUUUAAAAUGAAAUCCAUUAACUGGUAUUAUCAAGCACGGAGAAAAAUAUUAAUUUGGGAUGGUAAAAAAAUUCUGAAGUAAAGUUCCUUUUUCAUUAAUUCAAGUUACCAUAGAGGCCUAAAAGAAUAAGCUUUUUGAGGAUUUAUUUUUUUACACCAACACUCACAGUGUAUGCUUACUGCCAAAUGAUAGGAUCAGUUAAUCAAAAUCCAGUUUAACAGAAGAUAUAUUUGGCUGCGCAACAGAACCGCCAGAUUGUACUUUAGGAUUAUCAAUCACUGUCUGGUUAAACUCUACAAAUGCUGUUUUUGCUAGUAAUUUUCCUCUUUAUAUGAUCAUCAUCUGCAAUGGAACUGCCCAAUUAAAUUUUGCAUUACUGUUAUAGUAUGAUUAGUAAAAAAGGACUAACCCACCUCCACCAAUUCAGAAAUUAUUUUGAUUUCGUGCUUUGGUAUAAAUAUAAUUACAUAAAUGACAGCUUUACAGCUCUGUAUUUCAGAAACCAGUUGACAUAUCUCGGUAAAUUUUCAAAUUUUUACCAAGUCUGUACCAAAUUUCAAAAAAUCUGAAAUUAUUUGGAUGAAAAUGGUUUUUUUUGGUAUUGAUUUCACAUGGAAUGACCCUAUAUUAAUUCUAUUUUCAGUUAUGCAAUGCUACAUUUGUCUACUUAGCUUUCUGCAUAUGCGGUUUCGUUAUUUAAUACCUACAGGUUGAUUAAAAAUGAAUUUUAAUUAUAACAUUUCACUUUAAUGCUUCGUUUUUGUAUUAUAUUUUAAGAAUAAUGAUUGCUUUUUGUAUACCCGCGACCAAUUUUCAAGAUUUUAUGAAAAUAUAUUUUGAUGUUAGUAUAUUAUCUAAUAUACAUUUUUAAUAUAUGAAUAAGGUGACUUAUGUUAUAAAAAAAGAAUUAAGUUAAGAUAAAUUGAUGGUAUAUGAAACGAAUAAUGAUGUUCUAGAAGUAUUAUGUAUAGAAUGCAUCUUAUAAAAUGUGUUAAAUUGUUUGUAUACUAAUAUUAAAGGGUAAAAGUAGGGUUUUAUUAAAAGAUAUAUUGUUUAUGUAAGAUCUUAAACAAAGUCCGAAAUGUGGAUUCAUACCGGAUACCGUUGAUUAUUGCUAUUUCUUGUUUUAAUUUUACAGUGGUAUGAAUUUAUACAUAAAUAUGGAUUUUUUAGUACAAUUACGGUCUGAAUAAGUUGAGAAAUUAGACUAAAAACGAUAUAUCGAGUUUUAGCAAACUUAUUUCUAAUUAAAUAGUUUGCAAAUUGAUUUAGUCAUGUUAGAAACAAACUACCAAAUCUUCAUUUUGUUUCCAUUCUGUAUUUAUCUCGAAUAUUGAUCUCUUAAUAUCGAUUUCUUUUAAUAUACGGUAUUGGAAAAAAAUUAAUAUCAAUGUAAAUCUUUAAAUUUAAUUACAAUUCAUAAUAAAUUAUAUUCCCAUUAGUUUAGUCAUCAUUAGAAUUAAUCAGUAUCAAAACAAGAGUGGAGAGGUAUAUUUUAGGUUAGGUUGUACUUAAAAAAUGCCAAAUGUAUCCAAUUAAUAUCACAAAGCAUCUCAUAUCAAAAAUAGUGAAUUUUCGGUAAAUCAAAAAAAAAAAAAACAGCUGGUCCAUAAUUUAACAUCUUUUUUUUUUAUUUUUAAUGUGAUAUUUAAAAACCGUUAGAGAGAUGUAUUUCUUUUUCAAAUGAAUGAUUAAACGAUGUGAUUUUUGGAAGGUCUGGUAAACCAGUUCCCUAUUUUAUAAAAUCAAAAGUCUAUCAAUAAAGUUUUUAACUUUUACUUGGUUUACAUGUUUAUGAGAAUAAUUCAAUUCAACUUAAUAAAAUCAGAAAUGUUGAAUUUCAUAUGUCCAACUCAACUUUGGCCAAGAAUAGACGGUCAGAGUAUUGGGAUUUUAGUUUUCACAUUCUUACUGGUCCUUUGCGACUUCAUUCAUUUAUCGUAUUAUUUUUCCCUUUUUUCCAUCUUCCUGUGAUAAUUGUUCUAGCCAAGUUUGCUUAAAUCUUUCUUUCCUUCUUAUGUCUCUUUGCUUCUGUUAUUUUGUUACAUUCCCUUUUUUGGUUUACUACCUUUCGGAUUUUUUGAUAUCUACUUCAAUUCUCAGGUCUCAGUCUAUUAUCUCUAUCCAUUUGUUUACUUUUUUUUCCUCCCAUUUUCUUACCUUUUGGAUUUUUUCUUUUAUCCAUUUUAUCAAAUGUAUCUGCUACUAUUACUAUUUAGUGUGUAUUUACUAAUCCGUCUAUAUUUAUCGGUUCAAGGUUUUUGUAGCCAAUUACUGUCUCCAGUUUAUAGUUCUUCUCUUAUUUGAUCAUCCUAUCCCUGAUAAACAGAAGCGCAAAAGCAAAUGAAUAAGCAACUGUACUCAGGUAAAGUGGAAUUGGAAAAUAACACUAGUAGAUUUGAAGAUUUCACAUUGAUAUUCCCGUAUCCAAAAAAAUUCCAAUACAGUGUAGGAAUAAACAUAUAUAUGUUACAUAAAAAUGUAAUCAAAUUUUGUAAAUUUGAUUAUCACUGAGAUAUUUUAAAUUGGGCGAUAAAAUAUGAAAUAAAUCCCAAUUAAAAUAUCUAGCAUUAUAGAAUAUUAUAAAUGUAUGUAAAGUUGAUUUAGAAUUUUUUAUUAAUUGUUUAAUAGAUAUAUCUACGUCUCAGAGACAAUAUUUUGAAUGUUACUUGUAUAUGUCUCACGUUUCUUUGGCAGUUUUCCCGGUGGAAUGGAGGGAUUAGUGUACAAAAUCUUUUUUAACAGAUUUAAAUGUUUAAUUAUAACUGCCUCUUAUAAUUUCUCUAAAUAUUUCAAACAAUUAAAUACCGAAGCAUUUUUUUUGUAAUAUUUAUCCUAAUACUUUAAAUAAAAAAAUAUAUCAUUUACAAUAUAUAUCAUUAUUUUCGUAUGAUUUAUUUGAUCGUCGUAUUUUGUAUCCCAUCUGUUAUAUAAAUAUUAUAAGCUUAUGUAUAUUUGAAAUAAUUUAUUUUUGACAGAUUAAAUUUUUUUUAUUUGUC
Diorhabda sublineata is the source of this 5722-nucleotide messenger RNA. RefSeq names its product F-box/WD repeat-containing protein 1A (gene slmb). Gene Ontology annotation, molecular function: protein dimerization activity. The record is from RefSeq and is a predicted model, not a curated record. NCBI's taxonomy places the organism in Eukaryota, Metazoa, Arthropoda, Insecta, Coleoptera, Chrysomelidae. The transcript has 9 exons. The coding region runs from base 233 to 1786 and encodes 517 amino acids.